Molecule: messenger RNA, 681 nt
Organism: Stomoxys calcitrans (stable fly)
Lineage: Eukaryota; Metazoa; Arthropoda; Insecta; Diptera; Muscidae
Exons: 3
Coding region: 43-597 (184 amino acids)
Source: RefSeq, a predicted model, not a curated record
CAGUUCAAUAAAGCUCCAAACGAAAAUAAACAAACGCGUAUCAUGUCAUUUAAAAUUGUGGCAAUUAUUGUAGUUUUGAUUGGUUUUAACCAAUUCGGGAUGGCAAACAGGCAUUACAAUAUUGAGUUGCACAACUUAUCCUGCGCUAAGUCAGAAGCACGUCUUAAAGAAUUCAAUUGCAGCUUCCAACAAACUGCACCUAAUCGCUACAAUGUGUCUGUUAGCUUUUUACUUUAUCGUCAACUGUCGUCAAAAGCCGAAGCUCGGUUAUUGAUUCACAUUAAAUCUAAGAAGAGCAUGAAAGCACUGAAAUUUUUCGAUGCCAAGCUGAAUUUAUGUGAUCUGUUGCAUAAGCAAAUACCUUUUCCAUUGGUUAGGGAUAUUUUUUUGGAAGCUUCAAGAAGCAUCAAUGCUCCCAUGGCCUGCCCUGUGAGAACGGAUUUCUUAUAUAAUAUUUCGAAUUUUCGUUUAUCCGAGAACUUUUAUCCUACUUAUACCAUACUGGUCGAAUACAAUGUAAGCUUAAUCUUUUACGAAGACAAUGUCUCGUUUGCCAGUUUUCGUUUGCAAGGCGCCACUACAGCAAAGAAUUCUUAAAUUUUUGAUUGCACAAAUUAACUGUAUGACUUCCUUGUAAUUAAAAUGGUUUGUGUUAAAAUUCCUUUUUGCUAGAAAAUAAUC